AACGAUUUUCCUUCAGUAGGCCCCACACCCCGCACUGCAUAAAUUCAAAUUAGUCGAUCAGUGAAUUUCGAGUACGAUAUGAGUGGGUAAAUAGCUAUUCAAUUCUUUUUUUUUUUUUUUUUCAAAACAAUAAUGGAGGCAAUUUUAAAGUAGAGGUCAAAUAUAAUAUAAGCAAGUUGUAAUAACAUGAAUCCUAUUAAAGCCAAAGCAGCCGCUAAAAGACAAAUUCCUUUAAUUAUUUUAAUCUCAUAUAUCAUUUUCAUGUUCCCUUUUAAAAUAAUCUUUAUUUUUUUGGCUUUAUAAAAGCAAAUGCAAAAGCCACAAAUGUAUUACAAAAAAGUUUGCAACAUAAAAAAAAUAAAUUAAUAUGGAUAUUUUUUCAUAUACUAUUUCUUCAUCUUCUUCUGAUUCUUCUUCUACAUAUAUACAAGAAGUGAAGAAAAAUAAAAAAAUAUUACCUUCAUAUUAUUCUUCACUUCAUGGAGUUAGAAAAAUCCCAACAAAACCUAUGACUAAACAACCAAUUGCACCAUUGCCACCUACACCUCCUAAAAUCUAUAGAGUCGAACCGAUUAAUUUUAAGGAAGUUGUCCAAAUGCUGACAGCAGCUCCUGAGUUUCAAUCCGUCUCUGAUGAUUCUAUCUCCAGUUCUGUUUCUGGUUCUAGUUCUGGUGUCCAAAUGUUGACCGCAGCUCCUGAGUUGCAAUCUGUCUCUAAUAAUUCUGUCUCUAGUUCUGAUUCUGCCUUUGGCUCUGGUUCUGGUUCUUUUAAUUCAAGGCGUUUACAAAAUGUGGCUCCUCCACCACUUGAUCUCUCACCAGUUUCAUUACAAAGAAAUAAUCGCAAUAAUAAUAACAACAAUAUUAGCGCGGUCUACAAUGACUCGAUAAAUGAAGAACAAGAAAGAUCACAUGUAGCGCCACGAAUCCCAUCAGAGAAUUAUUUUGGAUCGUGUAGUCCAUUGGCUAAUUUCCCUCUAUCGCCCGCUUCUUUUGCAUGGUGUUCUUCUAUUCUUUUCAGCCCUGGCACUCUUACUUCACCGAGCACGGUUCUCUAGCUCCCUUUGCCAUUUGCCUCAACAUCCACUAGCGGAAACAGGAUUUUCAUCAAACACCUACUAUAUAUACAUAAAAAUAAAAAAAAAUUAUGGCUCCGCGGACUCAACUCAUUUGACAGUUUGUAACUUAUAUAAUGGUAUUACAAUUUACUUCAAGAGUUUGAAUUGGAACUUACAAAUUAAAAUAGCACAAUUCAAACA
This is a messenger RNA of Capsicum annuum, 1258 nucleotides long. RefSeq lists its product as uncharacterized. The record is from RefSeq and is a predicted model, not a curated record. Bases 368 to 1057 code for a protein of 229 amino acids. The transcript has a single exon. Lineage: Eukaryota; Viridiplantae; Streptophyta; Magnoliopsida; Solanales; Solanaceae.